GUCUGGUCGAUUCUGAACGAGCGAUCACACAGGAGCACAGACAGGAGAGAGGACAGGAGGAGAGACGGUUGUUAAGUUCCUGCUGGCUUUAUUUCAAGAAAAAAGAAAGAAAAAGAAAUAUUUUGUCAUUGAACCUGACUUGACCUGACUUGGAAAGCGAUUUGUGUUUUGGGAGGAAUUUAUUUGUUUCUUUCUGUUCUACCUGACGUCGCCCCACCAUUGAAUGAAAGGUUUCACUCACUAACACUGUUUGUGAGUGAGGAAAAGAGCGCGGCUCGGUGAAAGAGACCUAUAAGAGAGUUAUAGCGACGGAGCGGGUGAGUGAAUAACGCGAAAGACGACGACAGGAUGUGCUGCACGGGGAAGUGUUCCCGCCUAGUGGGCCUGACGCUGCUGCCCUCGGCGUUUGUCUGCAUGAUCGCCAACCUGCUGCUGUUCUUCCCCAACGGUGAGAGUCUGGACAACAGCCAGAUCUCCCUGCAGGUGUGGCUCAUGGGCGGGCUCAUCGGAGGAGGCCUCUUCAUGCUGUGUCCCAGUUGCUCGGCCAUCAGGGCAGGUGGAAAGGGUUGCUGUGGGGCAGGUUGCUGUGGAAACCGUUGUCGGAUGCUGAACUCUGUCUUCUCCUCUGCGUUUGGCCUGAUCGGGGCCAUCUACUGCUUCAGUGUGGCUUCAGCUGGCCUGGCUAUCGGGCCCAAGUGUCAGAUUGAGGGCGGGAAAUGGGAUUAUCCAUUUGAGAACCUACCCAGCACUGAGACUAGCUACCUGUUCAACGAGACGCUGUGGGACCUGUGUGUGAAACCCACCCACAUCGUGACGUGGCACAUCGUGCUGUUCGCCAUGCUGCUCUGUCUGGGCAUGCUGCAGAUGGUACUGUGCGGCAUCCAGGUGGUCAACGGCUGCAUCGGAUGCUUCUGCGGAGACUGUCGCAGCAAAGAUGACGAUAGUGACGGAGGCCUGUGAAAAGCUGUGCUCCAGAUCUACUACUGAUCUCUGAUCAUCAUCACCAAUGACGAUGACCAAUCUGACUGGCGAUUACCAACUGUUGACACGGUUGACAAUGGGCAAUGGCUAUGGGCUGAGAUUUGGGGUUAGGGUUAGAUACAAUUUAGAUUUAUUUUUAGAUUAGUUUGACAUGUGUAUGUAUUACAGGAUCACACACACACUUAAAAAUCACCAGGAAUGUAAGAUAACUCAGCAGAGGCUAGCACAACAGAACACAGCAUAUACUCUCCGUCAUCAAUCAAUAAGUAAUAGUAAUAGUAAGGGAUUGUUAGAACAGGUGACACCCUCUCUUUAUGACAAUCAUUGUCAUUGAGACAAGACAUGCACUCAGUUUCUGAAAGGAUGGACAAUUAAGUGCAAGUGAACUAUCUUGACCUGAUCUAUUUUUAAGCUAAAAAUGGUCAUUCAGAGAAAACCCCUAAACCUCUCAGAACCUAUGAAGGGCCUACAAAUUUAAAACUGCAUCACCCCCCCCCC
Molecule: messenger RNA, 1479 nt
Organism: Clupea harengus (Atlantic herring)
Lineage: Eukaryota; Metazoa; Chordata; Actinopteri; Clupeiformes; Clupeidae
Gene: tm4sf5
Product: transmembrane 4 L six family member 5
Cellular component (GO): membrane
Source: RefSeq, a predicted model, not a curated record